CAAAUAACAACUUCUAUUUUACAUUAAGUUUAAUGGGAUCUUCUACUCUUUAUUCCGUUUGUGCAUUUGCCGCUAUCGGUGGUCUUUGCUUCGGUUAUGACACUGGUGUCAUUUCCAGUGUAUUGACAAUGAAACACUUCGUCACCAAAAUGACUGGUGACCCAACCCUCGAUAAACUUUCCACUCUUAUGACUGGUACUAUUACCGGUCUUUUGUUAGCCGGUUGUUUCAUUGGUUCUCUCUUGGCUGGUCCUUCGGCUGAAAUUCUCAGUCGUAAGAGAACCAUCAUUAUCGGUUCUCUUAUCUUUAUUAUUGGUGGUGCCCUUCAAACCGGUGCUAAUGGUUAUGCUAUGAUGGUUGUUGGUCGUUUUGUUGCUGGUCUUGGUAUUGGUGCCUUGUCUAUGAUUGUUCCUCUUUAUCAAUCUGAAUUAGCUCCCAAAGAAAUUCGUGGUCGUCUUAUUGGUCUUCAACAACUUAUGAUCACCAUCGGUAUUAUGAUUGCUUUCUGGUGUGGUGUUGGUACUGAAAAGAGAAAUGGUGAUUCUUCUUGGAGAAUCCCUCUCGGUGUCCAAGUUGCUCCCGGUGUCGUUUUGCUUAUUGGUGCUUUCUUCUUGCCUUACUCUCCUCGUUGGUUGCUUAGUAAGGGACGUAAUGCUGAAGCUCUUACUGUCUUGGCCCAAUUGCACUCCGAUGGUGAUGAAACUGCUCCUCAUGUUGUUGCUGAAUACGAAGAAAUUCUUGCUCAAAUUGAACUCGAAAGAGCCGUUGCUGUCGGUAGCUAUCUUGAACUCUUCCAAGGCAAGCUUCGUCGUAGAAUGAUUCUCGGUAUGCUCAUUCAAGUCUUCCAACAAUUCACUGGUAUCAACUCCAUCAUGUACUAUGCUCCUCAAAUCUUCGUCCAAGCUGGUCUCGGUUCUAACAGUGCUGGUUUGAUUGCUUCUGGUGUCAACGGUUGUCUUAACGUCUUGGCCACUAUUCCUGCUGUUCUUUUCAUGGAUCGUCUUGGUCGUCGUAAGAUCAUGAUCUCUGGUGCCAUGGCUAUGGGUACUGCUAUGAUUCUCUGUGGUGCUGUUAUGGGUGGUGUCGGUGAAAUUACUACUGAUUUAGUUACUGGUGAUAAGACUGUCAACAUGACUGGUAACAAGAGUGCUUCUUACUUCUGUAUUGUCAUGAUUUACUUGUUCGUUGCUGGUUUCGCUUGGUCUUGGGGACCUGUCGGUUGGGUCUAUCCCGCUGAAAUCUACCCUCUCAGUGUUCGUGCUAAGGGUACUUCCAUCACUACCGCUUCUAACUGGCUCAUGAACUUUGUCAUUUCUGAAAUUUGUCCUGUCAUGUUGGUCAAGAUUACUUAUGGUACCUAUAUCUUCUUUGGUUGUUGUUGUGCUAUCAUGGCUACUACUGUCUACUUCUUCUAUCCCGAAACCAAGGGUAAGUCUUUGGAAGAGAUGGAGGAUGUCUUCAGUGGAAAGGUCUUGUGUCAUAAGCAAGUCUAUACCAAGUCUCACAGUGGUCCUCAAGAAUUUGCUGUCCCCACUGAAGAGGAGAAGAAGGAUUUCGUUUAAAAUCCCAACGCCUAUCAAUUCAACAAACAAACAAACAAACAAAAAACAAAUUCACUCUGUAUCAUUAUUUCCCCCAACUUUCUUCUUUUUUCCUUUUAAACUUUACAUCUUAAUAUAAUUCUUUAUCUCUCUAUCAAUGCUCUCUUGUAGCUGUCGAUCUCAAAUAUAACCUUUUUAAUAAAUAAAUUAUCUUUCUUAAAUCCCAAAA
Messenger RNA from Mucor mucedo, 1770 nucleotides. RefSeq names its product general substrate transporter. Lineage: Eukaryota; Fungi; Mucoromycota; Mucoromycetes; Mucorales; Mucoraceae. The coding region runs from base 33 to 1562 and encodes 509 amino acids. Gene Ontology annotation, cellular component: membrane. Gene Ontology annotation, biological process: carbohydrate transport; transmembrane transport. The transcript has a single exon. The record is from RefSeq and is a predicted model, not a curated record. Gene Ontology annotation, molecular function: carbohydrate:proton symporter activity.